Molecule: messenger RNA, 606 nt
Organism: Theileria equi strain WA
Lineage: Eukaryota; Apicomplexa; Aconoidasida; Piroplasmida; Theileriidae
Exons: 4
Coding region: 1-606 (201 amino acids)
Cellular component (GO): nucleolus; small-subunit processome
Source: RefSeq, a predicted model, not a curated record
AUGGAUUCUUUUCAUACUUUAUAUUCCCAUUCAUUUUCAGCAUUCACUCUAAAUUUGAUUUAUCUAUGGAAAUACUCCAUAAUAAAUGCAUUAACACCAAUUCUUAGGACAAUAAAAAAUACUAUUGUAAAGAAAAAGGAAGAGACUCUUGUUGAAGCUGCCCCUGUUCACUCUGGAAUGUUUUUCAAUUACAAUGAAAAUCUUGUUCCUCCAUACCAGGUCAUUGUGGAUACGAACUUUGUGAAUUCUUCGAUUCAAAAUAAACUUGAUUUGCACAAGGGCAUGUUGGAUUGUCUUAUAGCAAAAUGUAUAAUAUGCGUAACAGACUGUGUAGUUGGCGAAUUAGAAAAGCUCGGUCAUCGCUACAGGAUGGCACUCCAAUUGGUAAAGGAUCCUCGUGUAAAGAGGCUGACGUGCACACACACUGGAACAUAUGCAGACGAUUGUAUCGUAGAGAGAAUUACAAUGCACAAAUGUUAUAUUGUCGCAACAAAUGAUAAAGAUUUAAAGAGGAGAAUCAGAAAGAUUCCUGGAGUACCGAUAAUGUACGUUGCAAAUCAUAAAUACGCAAUUGAGCGUAUCCCAUUUUCAAUUACCUCAAAAUGA